UGGGGGGAGGACGGGGGCAAGCAGGCCAAGGCCUGGCCGGGGGCGGGAGCAUGGAGCCAUCUGGGUCCCAGCGCCGUCAGGGCGAACAAAGCUGGUGGGGCAGUGCCCCCCAGUACCAGUACAUGCCCUUCGAACACUGCACCAGCUACGGACUGCCCUCGGAGAACGGGGCCCCCCAGCACAGGCACCGGAAGCACGCGGGCCCCUUUCCCAACUCCCACCCCCACCAGGUCUAUGGCCAUGACAAGGAGCAGUUCUCGGACAAGGAGCAGGACACGGCGACACCCAAGCGGAUGGGCUCCAGUGCUACCAUGGACAGCACAGAUGAGGACCACUGUUCUAAAUGCCAAGACUGCCUCUGCCGCCUGGGACGCGUGGUGAGGAGGAAACUGGGGGAAGACUGGAUCUUUCUGGUGCUCCUGGGACUGCUUAUGGCUCUGGUUAGCUGGAGCAUGGAUUACGUUAGCGCCAAAACCCUUCAGGCCUACAAGUGGACCUACCACCGGGUGCAGCCCAGCCUGCCGCUGCAGUACCUGGUCUGGGUCGCCUUCCCACUGAUUCUCAUCCUGUUCAGCGCCCUCUUUUGCCACCUCAUCUCGCCCCAGGCUGUCGGCUCUGGGAUCCCCGAAAUGAAGACGAUCCUUCGUGGGGUCAUCCUGAAGGAGUACCUCACCCUCAAGGCCUUCAUGGCGAAGGUUGUGGCACUGACGGCAGGGCUGGGCAGUGGCAUUCCCGUGGGGAAGGAGGGCCCCUUUGUCCACAUUGCCAGCAUCUGCGCGGCCGUCCUCAGCCAGUUCAUGUCUGUGCUUUCUGGGGUCCACGAGCAGCCGUACUAUUACACCGACAUGCUGACGGUGGGCUGCGCUGUGGGAGUCGGCUGUUGCUUUGGGACCCCCCUUGGAGGAGUGCUCUUCAGCAUCGAGGUCACGUCCACGUACUUUGCUGUGCACAACUACUGGCGAGGCUUCUUUGCAGCCACGUUCAGCGCCUUUGUUUUCCGCGUUCUGGCCGUGUGGAACAAGGAUGCCGACACCAUCACCGCUCUCUUCAGAACCAAUUUCCGGAUGGAUUUCCCCUUUGACCUGCAGGAACUCCCAGCCUUUGCUGUCAUCGGGAUUUGCUGUGGGUUCCUGGGAGCUGUGUUUGUGUAUCUGCACCGUCAAGUCAUGCUGGGUGUCCGAAAGAACAAGGCCCUCAGCCGGUUUCUUGCUAAGCACCGCCUGCUGUAUCCCGGAAUCGUCACCUUUGUCAUCGCCUCGUUCACCUUUCCACCAGGAGUGGGUCAAUUCAUGGCUGGAGAGUUGAUGCCUCGCGAAGCCAUCAGCACCCUGUUUGACAACAACACGUGGGUAAAACACAUAGGUGACCCCGAAAGCCUGGGCCGGGCGGCUGUGUGGAUCCACCCACAGGUCCACGUCGUCAUCAUCGUUCUCCUCUUCUUCAUCAUGAAGUUCUGGAUGUCCAUCGUGGCCACCACUAUGCCCAUACCCUGCGGAGGCUUCAUGCCUGUGUUUGUGCUUGGAGCUGCAUUUGGAAGGCUGGUGGGAGAGAUCAUGGCCAUGAUAUUUCCCGAUGGUAUCUUAUUUGAUGGCAUCCUCUACAAGAUCCUACCUGGGGGCUACGCAGUAAUUGGAGCAGCAGCGCUGACGGGGGCGGUGUCCCACACAGUGUCCACGGCUGUCAUCUGCUUUGAAUUAACGGGUCAGAUCGCCCACAUCCUGCCCAUGAUGGUGGCUGUGAUCUUGGCCAACAUGGUGGCUCAGAGCCUGCAGCCCUCCCUCUAUGACAGCAUCAUCCAGGUCAAGAAGCUACCCUACUUGCCUGACCUUGGUUGGAACCAGCUCAGCAAAUUUACAAUCUUUGUUGAAGACAUUAUGGUACGUGAUGUGAAGUUUGUUUCCGCCUCUUGCACAUACGGGGAGUUGCAAACCCUGCUGCAGACCAGCACAGCCAAGACUUUACCACUGGUUGAUUCAAAAGAUUCAAUGAUCCUGUUGGGCUCCGUGGAGCGGUCAGAGCUUCAGGCCCUCCUGCAGCGCCACCUGUGCCCAGAGCGGAGGCUGCGGGAAGCCCAGGACCUGGCCAGGAAGCUGUCCGAGCUGCCCUUUGACGGGAAGGCACGGCAGGCUGGGGAGGGGCACCGGGGCACCUCACCCCCCGGCCGGCCAGAGUCCUUCGCCUUUGUGGAUGAGGAUGAAGAUGAAGAAAUCUCUGGGAAACCUGAGCUGCCUGCCCUUCCUCCUCCUCAGCCCUUUCCUCUGGCUCCGCUGGCCCCUGAAGAGCCCAAUGGGCCCCUGCCCGGCCUCAAGCAGCAGGCGGAGGCACCGGAACCUGCAGGUCAAAGGCGCUCCAUCUUUCAGUCUCUGCUGUGCUGUUUGCUGGGCAAAACUCGACCCACAAAGAAGAAAACCAGCCAGGAUUCAACAGACUUAGUGGACAACAUGUCGCCUGAAGAGGUUGAGGCCUGGGAACAGGAGCAGCUGAGCCAGCCUGUCUGCUUCGACUGCUGUUGCAUCGACCAGUCCCCUUUCCAGCUGGUGGAGCAGACGUCCCUGCACAAGACGCACACGCUGUUCUCACUCCUCGGCCUCCAUCUUGCCUAUGUGACCAGCAUGGGGAAGCUGCGGGGCGUCCUGGCACUGGAGGAGCUGCAGAAAGCCAUCGAAGGGCACACCAAGUCAGGGGUGCAGCUCCGCCCUCCCCUGGCCAGCUUCCGGAGCACGACGUCAACUCCAAAGACUCCUGGGGGCCCGCUCCCUCCCACAGAGGCGUGGAGCCUGCCUGAGGAUGGAACUGGGGCGGCGGAGCCAGAGGACGUGGUCCCUAUCCCUCCGGAGUGCCCAGUGCCCUUGGCUCCUCCCAGAGCAGAAAGUGAGUUGGAGGAGCUGGAGCUGGUGGACAGCCCGGGGCCAGAGGAGGAGCUGGCCGACAUCUUGCAGGGCCCCAGUCUGCGGUCCACUGAUGAGGAGGAUGAGGACGAACUGAUCCUUUGACUGCCCCCAGGACCGCCCCAUCAGACUGUCAAGAGGCUGAGGCCCAAGGGUGGGUUUCGGUGGGAGAGGGUAUGUCCCUAAGUUGGAGCCAUCACGCCAAUACCCUGGCCCCUGCUUGGAAUUUUAAAAUGUGACGGUGGCAGUCUUAGAGGAGGAGGGCAGAUUUGGGCAGGGACUAGCUCUGAUCAGUGAUGUCGGCCAUUUCCCCCAUUCCCAGACAUCUCAGUGAAGGGCCUGCAUAUUCCUGAGCUGCCUGAGUUUUUCCCCAGUGUAGGUGGGGAACUCCCUGCCUCUGCCCCCCCCUCAGUCCCCUCGACUCCUGGUGUUCUUGUCCCAGCACCUUCCUGGCCCUGCACAUCUGUCCUUCAGUUUGCACGGGAGUGGGUGAAGGGAGACCCUGGAUGGCUGUGGCCCUGGAAGUGUCACACUGGAGGAGGAGAGGGGACCACCUCAUGGCCUUGCGGACUGGCAGCCCCAGAAUACACCGCAGAUCAUCCACGCCCUUCUCCCCGAGUCCCCCACUGCAUGGUCUCCUGCUCCCUGAAAUUUGCCUCUAGACCCCAACUGGCUCCCACUACCUGUCCCUAAGCAAGGGCCAUUACCAGGACAGCAAAAAGCCAGUUCCGGCACCCUCUCCUAUGUCCUGAAUUUAAGCAGUGAAACGUGGAGAAAGAUGCUAUCAAGGAGCAGCCUGAAAGAGAAAACGUCACCGAAGGCUCUGUGUG
Artibeus jamaicensis (Jamaican fruit-eating bat) is the source of this 3718-nucleotide messenger RNA. It is a transcript of the gene CLCN1, whose product is annotated as chloride voltage-gated channel 1. Gene Ontology annotation, molecular function: voltage-gated chloride channel activity. Bases 51 to 2993 code for a protein of 980 amino acids. Gene Ontology annotation, cellular component: membrane. The record is from RefSeq and is a predicted model, not a curated record. Gene Ontology annotation, biological process: chloride transport; transmembrane transport. NCBI's taxonomy places the organism in Eukaryota, Metazoa, Chordata, Mammalia, Chiroptera, Phyllostomidae. The transcript is spliced from 23 exons.